Molecule: messenger RNA, 5132 nt
Organism: Uranotaenia lowii
Lineage: Eukaryota; Metazoa; Arthropoda; Insecta; Diptera; Culicidae
Product: fibrillin-1-like
Exons: 3
Coding region: 96-4679 (1527 amino acids)
Source: RefSeq, a predicted model, not a curated record
CUGUUGUGAGACAAUAACGUGGUAUUAACUUGUUUGGCUCUAAAUAGUUCAUCUUCACGUAUACCUUAAUAGUGUGUAAUACAUUUUGUCAAAAAAUGGUGAUACGCACAGCUGCGAUAGCGUUGUGCCUAAUUCUAGUGCAGAUUUCUGGAGAAGAGCUCGCUCCAGAAAGCAUCGAACCAGAGGAUCAUCUCAGCCAAGAUGUAGCCAAUAAAAAUCGAACAAGUCGUCAGAUUGGAGCAUGUCCCUAUCAGAUUGGUUCAUAUUCACCAUGUGCCCAAGCGCCACAGAUAGUUUGUCCACCCGGGAGCGUAUUGGAGAACAACCGUUGUAUAGUUCGGCAAACGUACUGCCCAGCGGGUUAUAGUUUGACCGGAAAUACAUGUGUGGGGCAAACUGUUUGCCCGCCGGGAUACGUUUUGACCAAUGGAAUGUGUCAUCGUGCAGUCACCGAACUUAAUGUCUGCAAUAAAACAAGCAGCCCGGUAACGUGCGAAUCGGGAUACACCUUCAACGGCAAUCGGUGCAUUCGACGAGAUGUUCAAAAUGCUGAGCGGAAAGUCAAAACUGUACUUAGUACGGCUUCCUUGAUUUGUCCCUCAAACCAUGAGAUAAGCCAGGAUAAGUGUAUUCGUUACGAUCGGGAACCGGCUCGAUGUAAUCAGGGAAAUUUGCGAUUAGAUGAGUGUGUUGUUGAUGCAGAAUGUCCUGACCAGUUCACGAUGGAUCAGUACGGACGUUGCGAGCGUAUUAGUGAGAGGCCGUUAACCUGCCCGGCUGGAACGACAUUCGGUGAUGGAGUUUGUCUUUUCCCACAACCCAGGUGUCCACCAAACUAUCAGCAGUAUAAUGGGCAAUGUGUCCUCGAGCAUACAACACCGGUUCAGUGUGAUUCAUCCUCUAUUCUGGUGAAUAACUAUUGUGUGGUGACGGAGCCAACAUGUCCAUCCGGCUUCAACGUCAGUGCUGGACAGUGCGUUCAAACGAUUCGAAAUCAACCAAGAUGUCCCAUUGGAAGCACGCAAAAGAACAACAUGUGUGUGGUUCGUGAAAUCACAUGCUCAAUCGGGUACGAAAUGCGCAAUGGAAUUUGCGUCAAAAUAGAAAGGCAGCCAGUCACUUGCCCUCCGGGAACUCGUUUGGAUGGAAGUCUGUGCGUUAUAGAUCGCCCACUCUGUGAUUCCGGUUAUGAAUACGAUCAACGUACCGGAGAGUGCGUCAAAUACGAGAGAAAAGCUGCGAUAUGUGAGUAUGGCUUUGUCUUGCGUAAUGGAGAAUGUGUUCGACAACCGGAGAAUUGUGGAACAGGUUUCUCUAUGAAGAAUGGCGAAUGCAUACUGGAGGAACGUAGUGAGGAACGUUGUCCCAUUGGAAGUAGACUGGUUAAUAGAUUAUGCGUUCAAUCUGAGCCUAAAUGCGAUUUUGGUGACACACUUUCUGGUGGAAUGUGUUUGAAAAAUGAACGAAGAGCACCGGUGUGUCCUUCAAAUUCUAAUUUCAAAGACGGAUACUGUAGGCUUCAGAACGUCCGUUGUCAGCCCGGAUUCACUCUCAAAGAUUCACAAUGUGUAAAAGAAGUUGAAGCUCAACCUGAAUGUCCCAACGGUUUUACAUUGAGACGAGGACUUUGCCUUGCUCAACCAGUAUGCGAAUCGGGUUACGUUAUGGAGGAAGGAUUUUGUCGACAGAGAGUGUCUAGUCUUAUCAGUUGUCCAAAGAAUUCAUCAUAUGAAGAAGGGUUCUGUAUUAGCAAAGAAUUUGAUUGUAUCGCGGGUUUCGAGCUACGUAACAAUAUGUGUGUACGCUUGUAUGACACGCAUCCCACGUGCCCUGCUGAUGCAGAGUACUACAAUGGACAGUGUUUAAAAAAGACAACUCCCACCUGUCCACUGGGAGCUACCUUUGCAAAUGGUGAAUGUCUCGUCUAUGAGACGAUCUCUCCUACUUGUCCAGCUGGAGGGGUCUAUCAAAACGGUAUGUGCAUAACGGUGAGUCUUGCCUCGAUGCCAGCGUUACCUCCAAUGCCAAUGCCAUCACCUUGCACAUCUUCUUGCGGUAUUGGACAGCCCUGUCCAUAUAAUUGGAAUUGUAAUCAGCAAUCUUGUGGAUCGUGCAAUCUGCAAUCCAACUGUGGAUCGUGCAAUCUGCAAUCCACUUGUGGCUCUGCAUGUGGUCAGAUAAGUGUACCUCAGGUGAGUUUACCUGUAACUCAAGCUCAAACCUCAAGCCAACCAGCGAUGUGCCCCGGUGGCUACGAAAUGACCAAUGGUAUGUGUACUAGGAGCUACACCACCACAAUGCAGUGCCCCGCAGGUUACCUUAUGCAGAACAACGAAUGUGUCUACACGUAUUCGAUGAGCUGCCCACAGGGUUCGACGAUGGAAAAUGGACGCUGCAUUCGACAGGAAACGAUGCCGGUAAAUUGCCGUUCAGGAUUUUUUUUGCAAAACAAUCGAUGCAUCUUCAAAAACCCUGAAUGUGACUCUGGAUAUCGACUUAUGAAUGGAAAGUGUGUCAAAAUUGUAGAACUAGCGUCUACAUGCCCUAUGGGAAGCUACAAGUUACGGAAAUUCUGUGUAACUCAGGCAAAAUGUCAUGGAGGGUUGGAACUCCGAGAUAAUAAAUGCUAUCGAGCGGAGUACGACGUUACCCGUUGCCCUGCUGGUUACAUUGUUCGCGACGACUAUUGCGUGACGACGUUCAAAUGCGAUGAAGGUUUCCGCUAUUCGAAUUCAUUCUGUAUUAAAAUGGAACAAAAGUCAGCGAAAUGUCCACCGGAAACGAGACAAAUUGAUAACUAUUGCGUUCUUCCUGGUCCAACUUGCGAUCGAGGUUUUGAACAUAUCGACGGCGUCUGUAUCAGAAUUCAACGGAAACCGAUUAUAUGCCCUUUGAACAGUCGUUUGCAGCAUGAUACCUGCGUGAUGCCUUCCAAAUGCGACCUCGGAUUCCAAAUGAUAUCCGGAAUGUGUACCCGUCUAGAUAGGGUUCCCACUCAAUGCCCAAGUGAUGGAUUUUACAUCGAGUACAAUCGCUGCAUCUCUAACCGUUUGACAUGUCCACCGGGCUUCAGGAUUGAAAACAUGCAAUGUGUGAGAGAAGUGACAGAGAUCGUGUCGUGUCCUGCUGGAUCUUCACUGCGAGACAAUAUGUGCGUUGUUGGACAAGUCACGUGUGAGCCUGGAUUCAAAACCGAAAAUAAUUGGUGCGUUCAACAUACCUACCGGAUGCCCUUCUGCCCAGAGGGUACUGUUAUGACCGAGAAUCGAUGUGUGAGAAAUCCGGGAUGCCCCACGGAGUAUCGUUUUUCGAAUGGCAGAUGCGUGAAACAACAAUUUGCACCAAUCUCUUGUGUGUCAGGAACUCUGCUCAAUGGCAACUGUGUUGCUCCAGGGCCAAACUGCCCUGCUGGGUUCGAAGUCUCCGAGAAUAGAUGCGUUCAGAAAGCUUAUAACAAUCCCACCUGCCGUAACAACGCGAAAAGGCAGAAUAACUAUUGCGUCGUUGACGUUCCUAGCUGUCCGAUUGAUUUCAAAUAUUCCAAUGCAAUGUGUUUGAGAGUAGUCUCGACAAAUGCUCGUUGUCCUGAAAAUUUCAAAUUUCAAAAUGGAAGAUGUAUUAUGGAACGACAGACUACAGAAUACGUUUGUCCUCCUGGUUUCACAUUACAGAUAACAUCUUGCGUUAAAAUUCUUCAAACGUCACCAUCUUGUCAGGCAGGGUUCUCUCUUGAAAACGGAGCUUGUGUUAAAACUGUUUGUACAGCUCCACCUGCAAUCAACGUUCAACCACCAGUUCGGCCAUUCGAAUUUUCGUCUUCUAACUCUCUAUCGACCUUCGAAACUGGUUCUGCAUCUAUUUCCAACUCUCAAACAAUCUUGAAAACCGAAUCCCACAAAACUGGAGACAUUUUCGAUACAUUUUUCGAAGGUAACGGGGCUUCCCACAUUAAUGUAGAAGUCGUGCCUCAAACCUGGUCCGGUUCCGUCAACUACGAAGGCGAAUCAUCCCAAUCUCAGUACAACAGUGGCUUUUACGAUAAUAACGUUGCUGCUCAUGUUAAUGUAGUAACGCCGCACACCGGAUGGUCCAGCUCCAUGGAAUACUCCAGCGCAUCAUCCCAAUCGCAUUCAGUAUUGCCGCACACCGAAUGGUCCAGCUCCAUGGAACACUCUAGCGCAUCAUCCCAAUCGCAUUCAGUAGUUCAGAAUGAAUCUCAUUUCAGUGAAGUUAAAAAAGAAGUGAUCGAGGAGCACCAUGGUCAGAUAUUCACCUGUACCGUCUAUUCACCGAAGAUUUGCACAUCAGCGGCCUACGGGGAGUGGGAUUGUCAACAGAAGGAAUUCAACAACGUUCGCUCUCGGUACUGCCCGGAGGAGGACGGAUACAUCAAUCUUAAGCUUAGAAAAACCGAUUACGACGCAGCCGAAAACAUCCUAGUGAUGGCAGUCCAAACGGAAUCAUCAGACUACGCGAAUGAGAACGAAGAUGACGAUGAUGAUACUGACUGCACAGAAUGCACUAACGGUGAUUAUUCCUGCUCGAAGACUUGCUACACCUACGAUUGUGGCAGCGAUUGCAACCUCAUCGAUGUAGACGACUUCUGUUCAGAAGUUCCGAAACCGGAUCAAGGUUGCUCCAGAGAGGACGGAUGUCGUGGAGCUUUUUGUACGAACUAAACCAAAGGCUGCAAAAAUUACACUUGGACGUUAAGCUUUGAAUUUGCUUUGUUAAGCUUUUAAAUAAAGUUUGUCCUGAAAAUGUGUUCACAAUAUCUUGAAUAGCGUCUCCGUUAACAAAUAUUCACUAAAGAAUUUGUCAAUCAAAUAGGUAUUUUAUUUCUUUUCCUUUUGUUAAUUCGCUGGAAGCAUUUGUUUGAAUGUUGCACUGAAAACAGGACAUCUUCUUGAGACCUCUGAAGGUGCUCUGGUAGAUAAGAGAUCGUUUUUGGAGGCAACCUAUAAGGGCUGUAUUUGAGGCGAGUAAGAAGACCCGUUCUUUUGUCUUGCUCGUCCAGUAUGUGGUAUUCUAGAUUAAGCGUGGACUCUAAUGAUUAGAACAGUGGAAACAGUUUUAGAGUGUAAGAUGAGUUACAAGUUGACGAGACGCGAAUAAAGAUGUGUGUACAAGAA